Solenopsis invicta (red fire ant) is the source of this 1760-nucleotide messenger RNA. Its product is annotated as probable cytochrome P450 6a14. The record is from RefSeq and is a predicted model, not a curated record. The transcript has 6 exons. Lineage: Eukaryota; Metazoa; Arthropoda; Insecta; Hymenoptera; Formicidae. Bases 225 to 1727 code for a protein of 500 amino acids. Gene Ontology annotation, molecular function: monooxygenase activity; oxidoreductase activity, acting on paired donors, with incorporation or reduction of molecular oxygen; heme binding.
UUUUUAAAUAUUUUUUUCGCUUAAAACAGCAAUGAUUUAUAAUCGCUUGCUCAAAUAUCACAUUUGUUUCUUGACGUGAUCAUGCGAUAUAAUAACAACUAAUCCACUUCAAUGAAAUGCAGUCUUCCUCCCUUUUUGACAACCUUUGGCAGCAGUCAGUUGUAAAAAGGAAUUGUACUAUAAAUAGUAAAGAUCAUUUGUGAUACUUGAACGAGCGCAGUACAAUGGAAACCUUCCAAAUACUAUGUAAUGUCGCUGUCAUAAUUCUUGCUCUUUAUUAUUAUUUUACUUCAAUUCUUAACUUUUGGAAAGUACGCGGUGUUCGUGGUCCACGACCGAUACCAGGAUUUGGCAAUAGUAAAGAUAUUCUACUUCGAAGAAUAAAAUUGGGUGAUUAUAUGAUUAAACUGAACAGUGAAUACAAAGAUGAACCAUUGAUUGGAUUAUUCGAUAUGAGGGAACCCAUUCUUAUUGUAAAGGACCCAGAUUUAAUUAAGGAUGUUCUUAUCAAAGAUUUCACCACGUUCGCCAACAGAGGAUACAGCAUCCACGAAAAGGUUGAACCGCUGACGCAAAAUCUUUUCUUUUUGGAAGCGAAAAGAUGGCGGACCUUACGAACGAAGCUAUCUCCUGUUUUCACAUCCCGCAAACUACAGGGGAUGUUUUUGAUGAUAUCAGUGUGCGCCGACCACCUUGUAGAUUAUAUGGGACAAUUAGUGAACAAGAACGAGCCCGUAGAAUGUGUUGAGGUGAUGGCUAAUUACACGCUUGACUGUAUUGGUAUCUGCGCUUUCGGCAUCGAGAUGAAAGCUUUGUCGGACAAGGAAAACGAAUAUCGCAGGAUAGCAAAACAAAUAUUUAAACCGCCCGUGAAAGGUCUCCUGCGACUCAGACUCAAACAAUUCUCACCACGGUUAUACGCUAUUCUCGGUCAUAUUUUGCCGGACACGAAACUCAAUUCAUUCUUCAUAAAUCUUGUGUUGAACAAUAUAGCAUACAGAGAAAAGAAUAAUAUCGUUAGGAACGAUUUCAUCGAUAUACUACGUGAACUGAAGAAACAUUCAGAUAAAAUGGAUUUCGAUUUUACCGACACUUUGAUGGUUUCUCAAGCAUUUACGUUUUAUGCCGCUGGUUUCGAAACUUCAUCAACAGCGAUAUCUAAUACGCUUUAUGAAUUGGCUUUAAAUCAAGAAAUACAAGACAAGUUACGCAAAGAAAUUGAUGAGGAAUAUGCGAAACAUGGUAGCAGUUUACUUUAUGACAAUAUCAAGAAGAUGAAUUACUUGGAGAAGGUAUUUAAAGAAAGUUUACGGAAAUAUCCACCUCUGAUAAAUUUUACGAGAGUAGCACAGUCGAAUUACACUUUUAAAGAUACAGAAAUUAGUAUACCAAAAGGCCAAACAAUAUGGAUUCCUAUUUUCGCGCUUCAACACGAUCCGCACAUUUAUCCGGAACCAGAUGUCUUCGAUCCAGAAAGAUUUAAUGAAGAAGCUGUGCGAAGUAGGCAUCCAAUGUUUUAUCUACCUUUCGGCGAUGGACCAAGAAAUUGCAUUGGUGCUCGCUUCGCCAUUUAUCAGAGUAAAAUUGGGCUUAUAAAGAUGUUACGAAAUUAUAAAUUCGAAUCUUGUGAAAAAACAAAAAUACCUUACGAACGCAAUGAUAAUACGUUUAUAGUGAAGCCAAAAAAUGGGAUAUACUUGAAAAUAACUAAAAUCAAUCGAACUUGAGCUCUAAUAAAAAAAAAGUUCUUUUAUCUUUAA